This is a messenger RNA of Blepharisma stoltei, 2781 nucleotides long. The record is from the annotation of a GenBank genome assembly. NCBI's taxonomy places the organism in Eukaryota, Ciliophora, Heterotrichea, Heterotrichida, Blepharismidae.
AUGGCCUCAAUUGGCACUGUAAUUCGUAAACUCAGCACCAGGCCUGUGACCUCAAACGCUCGUCCUACAGUUAAAGCUAUCAAAGAUCCUACCUUUGAAAAACCUUUAGGUUUAAAAACGACCAUUCUCCCUACGAAAUCCAAGCACCGUCCAUCCAAUUCUUAUUCAGGCCAAAGCAAAAUUCCUCAGUUUUUCAAAGAAAGCCCGCUAAAUAAGCCAAUCAAGCCUCUUUCGGAGCACACAGGGCUUGCUACUGCAAAAAUCGCGACUCCGAAAAGCUCAAAUCGACAUACCAUAAAAUCAGCUCGCCAUAGGCGAGCUACAUCUCUUGCUGACAAGCCAGUUUCCCAAAACACCUGAAGAAAGCCUGAAUCUGACGCAGCUCACCAUCGAAAAUUUUCGCUUGGAAGCACCAUAAAACAAAACCUCGCCAUCAUCUCUUCUUUUUCUCAUGAAACUCAAAAAGGGUUUAUUCCAGGAAAUCCUGGAAAAGUCAACCAAGACAAUUUUUUUGAGCAUCCUUGUGUAGCAGGUUACAAUGAUUUGCAUUUAUUUGGUGUCUGUGAUGGACAUGGGAUGGAUAAUUAAAUAUGGAAACUCGGCUUGGGUAUGAGCCGGCUAUUCAGCCUUGGCACAUAUUUAAUUAUAUUCGGUAGUUUUUUGGCAGCGCAGGGAUGAUUCCAGGAAUGAUUGAAACCUAGCUCAAGUCCGCUUUCAGAGUAAGAUUUUGCUUGAAGGAAAGGGAGAGAUUGAGGUUGAAAAGGAAGUCCAGCAAGUUUGAGGCAAAUGGGUAAGUCCUUACUCCCCCCCCCCCCUCCGUGAGCGAACAAAACCAUUAGAAAAAUCGCCAUUUUUUGACCAAAAACCCACCCUCCGUGAGUGAACAAAAAAUUUUUUUAAUAGAAAAAAUUUUAAUGGAAAAAAUUUUGAUAUAUAAGUGAUAAUUAGUAUAAUGAAAUCUAGAGCUAAUUCUGUUUAAUUUUAAACAAAUUGCGUUUUAAAACAUAAAUUUUGCAAAUUAAAUUAAUAUUUGCUUCCCAAUUUUUGCAAAUUAGGAUUUUUUUAAAUUUCGAAAAAAAAUAUUUUUUAUAAAAUUUUAUAUAUAAUUUUUUUAAAAAAAAAAAUUAACCCCCCUCCGUGAGCGAACAAAAUUUUUUUGUUCGCUCACGGAGGGGGGGGGGGGGAGUUAGCGUGAAACCAGGAAAUACACCCUAGGUUUCAAAAAUUUCCCUUUUGCUGAGAGUUGGCCACAAAUUCCAUUUUGUGGGAUUUUUGUGCAGACAACCUUCGUGCAACUCAAGCAGCAGCGACAGAAGUCCAUAGUCUCCUAUUCAUUACUGUAGUCGUAGGCAAGGAGGAGGUGUAGGAGGAAGAGCGAAGACUCCGGAAUCCCAUGCGCCAGGGGCCGAAGGAUGAGCAAAAUGGUGUCGAUCCUUUGAGUCAUCUCAACCGAACCCAGCUUGAUCGUAAGCGGAUGAACCCUUAUGGGUCCUUGGUGACUGAGUUACCAAUAGGCAGGACCAACCUAAAAUUAAGAUUAAGAAAGGCAUGGGAUGUUUGGAGGAGAGGUUUCUGGGUAUGUAAAAAAAAGGCUGCCCGAAAUGUUGGCAAAGCACCCUGAAAUUUACAGUGAUCCUAAAAAAGUGAUAGAAAAAUCUGUGAUAGAAGUAAAUGAAGAAUUAAAAAGAAUUAAUAUUGACGUUAGUUUUAGUGGAACAACUCUGAUUUUUGUAUUGAUUAAAGGGAGCGUUUUAUAUUGUGCAAAUGUGGGAGAUUCCAGAGCGCUAAUAGCAAGGCAAGUUAAUGACACAGGAAAUACGACGACGAGUGGAAGGCAUUGGAUGUCUAUUGUAUACUGCUUUUUGUAUAUAUUUAAUAUUUUUUAUAUGAAAUAAAAGGGGGCUAUUCAUUAGGAAAAGGGUAUUAUCAAGAGACCAUAAGCCGGACGAAAAAGAUGAAUCAGCCAGAAUUUUCCAAUGGGGUGGAAGAGUAGAAAGCUACCAAGACGAAAAUGGGAACCCAUUAGGCCCAGCAAGAGUUUGACUGAGAAAUCAGGAUUUGCCAGGUCUUGCAAUGUCAAGAUCACUAGGAGACGCAGUAGCAGCGUCUGUAGGAGUUAUAUGUGAACCGGAAAUUUUAGAAUUUCAAAUGACUCCUGAAGACAAAUUCAUAGUUUUAGGAAGUGAUGGAGUUUUUGAAUUUAUUUCAAAUGAAGAUAUAGUAUACUAUUUGUGAGGAGGCUGGCCUUUUUUUUUAUAUAAUAAUGAUAAUAUUUUUGAAUUAAAAUUAAUAUAAAGUAGUAUAAAAACUGCUGUCCCUUAUUGGAGAAUUAAUGACAGCAAAGGUGUAUGUGAAGCCUUAGCGCUAAAUUUGAACAAAAUAUAGGUUAAAAUUCCUUUUUUUGGGUAAGUUUAAUCCCCCUUUAAAUUGGAACAUUGAAAAAAUUUUAUAGGUAAAAAUAAUAAUUUUUAUAUAAAUAGUAUUAAAUUAAUUAAUAGAGGAUUACAAGUAGAAUACCAUUUUAAAUAGUUGGCAUGCUGAAUCGAUUAAUAUUUUUAAAUUAAUUCUCUAUAAAAUAAAUUAAAAAAUAUUGCAUUAAAUUUAUAUUUUUUUAAAAAUUUAUAAAAACAAAUUAACCCCAAAUUAUAUUAGAAUAGGAUUUUUAUAAUUUACAAGAAGAGCUAGCGAAAAUUUGCCCAUGAUAGAUGGGUGACUGAAGAAGAAGUAAUUGAUGAUAUCACAGCAGUUUGUGUGUUUUUAAACAUUCCUAAUAAAAAUUAA